AUGGCUCCCAUCCGUAAUCACACGACACCCCCCGCAGACGCAAGCAGUAAGCCGGAACCUAACACAGCCGGCGUCGUCGUAUACUCGGCCCGGCUGAUGGAGAUGCGAGGGCGGUUGAGAGGGCUGAUGGGCGGAGACCUGAAGAGUCGGGCCGGCCCCCGCAUCAAGAUGAAGUGGACGGCGGUCGAGUACGCCAACGGCGUCGUCGUCAAGGGCGGCCACAGACUCGUGGGGUGGCCGAACCGAGCGAACGAGGAACCCCACGAUCCGAACGGCCCGCCGCUCGACCCGCUCGACACGAUCCCAUUCGGGAACCUGAGCGACAUCCCGGGCGGCCAGGCGGUGAUCCAGCGGCUUCUCGACUUGUGGACGAGCGGCAAGAUGUACUUCGAGCGUGCCGAUGAAGCGUUCAUCGACCUCGCGAAGCGCAACCCAAAGGCGGUCAUGCCCGGGAAGCCUCCUGUACGUCCGGCGCCGAAGUGUUGGGGCCGGCAGAGCAGGGACGACAUCGGGAAGGCGCGAGGGCGGCCAGCGUCAGGAAUCAACCCGAAGACGGGGCGGCCGUACCGGAGGCGCAAGGACGGGCCCAAGACGCCGAAGAUGAUUCUGGACUCGGACAUCGACUUGGCGGACGAGGUGGAGAGCGACAUCGGCAGCGAGUAG
Messenger RNA from Trametes versicolor FP-101664 SS1, 663 nucleotides. RefSeq lists its product as uncharacterized. Bases 1 to 663 code for a protein of 220 amino acids. The record is from RefSeq and is a predicted model, not a curated record. NCBI's taxonomy places the organism in Eukaryota, Fungi, Basidiomycota, Agaricomycetes, Polyporales, Polyporaceae. The transcript is spliced from 2 exons.